Messenger RNA from Colius striatus (speckled mousebird), 1114 nucleotides. RefSeq names its product mitochondrial import inner membrane translocase subunit Tim23. Gene Ontology annotation, cellular component: mitochondrial inner membrane; TIM23 mitochondrial import inner membrane translocase complex. The record is from RefSeq and is a predicted model, not a curated record. Gene Ontology annotation, molecular function: transmembrane protein transporter activity. The transcript has 7 exons. The coding region runs from base 64 to 684 and encodes 206 amino acids. NCBI's taxonomy places the organism in Eukaryota, Metazoa, Chordata, Aves, Coliiformes, Coliidae. Gene Ontology annotation, biological process: protein import into mitochondrial matrix.
CGCGCGGCGCUUUACGGCGGCGCGGGGGCGGUUGCUGCGGCGGGCGCGAGGCCCGGCGGCACCAUGGACGGCGGCGGCAACUCCAAGGGCACGGGCCUUGGCGGCCUCUUCGGCGCCGGCGGCGUGGGGUACUCCCACGCCGACCUGGCUGGAGUCCCACUAACUGGAAUGAGUCCUUUGUCCCCGUAUUUAAACUUGGACCCCAGGUAUCUAGUACAGGACACAGAUGAGUUUAUCUUGCCCACUGGAGCCAAUAAGACUCGAGGCAGAUUUGAGCUGGCCUUUUUUACCAUCGGAGGAUGCUGUAUGACAGGGGCAGCAUUUGGUGCAUUGAAUGGUUUGCGACUUGGCCUGAAGGAGACACAGAAUAUGGCGUGGUCAAAACCUAGAAAUGUACAAAUUCUAAAUAUGGUGACAAGGCAAGGAGCAUUAUGGGCUAACACUCUGGGAUCUCUGGCUCUGCUUUACAGUGCAUUUGGAGUUGUCAUUGAAAAAACACGAGGUGCAGAAGAUGACCUGAACACCAUAGCUGCUGGAACCUUGACAGGAAUGCUGUACAAAAGCACUGGUGGCGUGCGGGCGCUGGCGCGUGGUGGCAUGGCCGGCCUAACACUCACCGGCCUCUACGCUCUCUACAACAACUGGGAGCACAUGAAGGGCUCCCUGGCCCGGCAGUCCCUGUGAGCGGGGCAGCCCCUGGGCACGGGCACCAGCCGCAGCAGCCCCCAGCCCUCUCGGUGCCCACCCUAUUUGAUGUGCAGUGUGGAACCCAAGGAAGCUCUGCCAGGAGGGAGCAACUGCGUGAGUGACGCCGUGUGGUUGGACUGGCCCUUCCCGCCAGCCCCUCGCUGGGGAGGCAGCAAUGAUUGUUGGACCCGAGAAGGAGCAAAGUGGCCACCAAGACAGUCUCCUGGACACGCUCACCAGCCAGCCCUGGGCCAGAGCCACGAGGCACGCUCCAGUCCUAAGGCUGCACCCAGUGCAGAACAGAGCGUGGCCAUCGCGUUGCUUGGUGCAGGCUUUCGGCUGGCACAGGGCAGGCCUCUUCCUCUGAGAGCUCAGGGGAAGCUGCGAAAGGGGACAGUGUCAUCAAUAAAGGGUGGUACUUGCACAA